UGGGACUUUGCGUUUGGUUUUCUUCAAUUUCAUUUUCUCUCACACUUUCCUGAGGGAGAGAAAGAAGAAGAAGAAGACCUUUUCUCAUUUUUGCUCUGUUUUCCACCUUACUGGUCUUCUUGUCACUGAAAAUGAGAUCUAGGUGAUUCCAUGAAAUGGGGACGAGAGUGAUGAAGAUUUACAGAGCUUGAUGAUUUUGGUGAACUAGAUAAUUCCAAAAAUGGGGUUACGAGUGAUGAAGAACCCCACAGCUUGAUGUUUUUGAUGAGCUGGGUAAUUCUAAAGCUUGAUUUCACUGAAAUCAGUGAGCUGAGGAAGACCUAGAAGCCGAAGGCAGAGGAAAUCUAAAAUUUUAAGAUCCCUCAGUCAGGGAUGGAUAUGAAUGAACAGAGAAAAGAUGCCUUCCAAGACUGGGCUUCUUGCAUUGCUCCAACAACUCCUUACAGGCCUAUUCUCCCAAAACCACCUCAAGAACAUAAACACCAUGAAUUUUUUAUGCCCCCAAAUAAAUUCCCGUUUGCUUUACCAGCCAAUGAAGGGAAUAAUGGAGCUGGACCUGUUGGUGCCGGCAACACACUCGAGAUGUCGAGAGAGGUUCCUUGUAUAGAUCUCCUGGCCCUUGCCCAUGCCGCCUCUAGCGCAGCUGAUAAUAAUGCUGUCAUGCAUGGAGAACCUCAGUAUGAUGUUCCCUUUCCUCACCACCUUCCUUAUGAUCUAAAUUCACUACCCGAGACCACCUAUGGCCAAUUUGCACCCAUAACACCAGAGAAGGCAAGCUCAAAUGCGGAUCAUAGAAAAGACCAGCAAAUUGAAGAGCAGAUGAAUGCUGGUGCUACCACAUUUGAAAUCUUUGAGCUGGGAAAUAAUAAAGAUGUUGCAAACCCUGCUACAGAUUCUUCACAUGCUACUUUUUCCACACAAGUCCAGGAGAAUCAGACACAGCUCCAGGAUAAUCACAUCAUCAAGGAAGGGAAUGAUAGCAUUGACUUGAAUAAGACACCGCAGCUGAAACAAAGGAGGAGAAAGCACAGGCCCAAGGUUAUUAGAGAAGGCAAGCCAAAACCACUGCCGAAACCUCCUACUACUAAGGAAACUCCAGCCAGAAGAAAGUAUGUAAGGAAGAAUGCACUAGACAAAAAUGCAACUCCUCCCCCACCAAAGGAACUUGGGGAGUGUACCGAUUCAAAUAAUCUGAAGUCCACGAAGAGAUCAUGCAGAAGGGUGUUAAAUUAUGACAUGGAAGAACCAGGAGAUGAUAUAUCCUCCUGCAGAUCUUUCAAUUCAGGUUCGGACUCUCAGAUGCGUAAUUUUUGCACCAAUGGAGUUGCAUCAAAAUCAACUGUGCAGCUCAGAAAUGGAAUUAAUUCAAUGGUAGAUAACACUCGGAUGGAGUUAGCCCAUGAACUUGUUCUUUCUACAAAUCAAUGGCUGAAAGAACACUUGUCACUGCCUGAACAACAAUCUCCAGCCACACCGUGUCCUGCCAGAAAUAGUUCCGUGCAGCCUAGAGAGUAUGUUGAUUGCCAACAAGACACUGCAGAAGGAAAAGCAAGAGUGAGUGCUCAAAUCUGUCACAAAAAUGCUGUACAAACCAUGUUGGAUGGUGACACUAGAUCCUCUUCACCAAGGCCAAAUGACUCCAACUGCAGCUCAUCCAUGAUUCUGACACAAGAAAAUGAACUGAAGGGAUCCAAGCGAAAAUAUUAUAAUGCUGUUCAGCAGACAGAUCCUAGUACCCGAAAUUUACUUGGGGUUCACUACAAUAAUAUGCCAGCAUAUGACAACAUGAUGUCUUAUAUGCAUUUUCCAUACAUAUACAAGAAGAAGAGGACUGAUAAGGCAUAUACUUCUAUCAUAUCAAGCACAUCAUGUCGUGUGACUAUGGCAGAAAAUGUUUGGAGACAAUCAAAACUGCAAGCUGUUGAGUCUAUCCUGCCUUCGUACCAGACGCAGAGUUCAAAAAAGAGAAGAUCAAAAGCUCCUACACGGGUUCGUGACUUGGCUUCUCUAAUUAGAACACCAGAGCACAUUCUGCACCAGAGUACCUGUCUCACCAAACCACCAGCUGAUGGUAAUGGGCAAAGACCUAUGAACUGUAACUCAACUCAGACAUGCAUGGAUGCCCUAGUCACUGACGUGGGUGCCACACUCGCAAAGAAAAAGAGAACAAAGAGAAGUUCUGUUACCAGUUCACACCGAAGUAUUGUGCUAUACAAGAACCAACCAUUUGUUCCCGGAUCAUCAGGUGUUCCACCAGAAGUAGCAUGCACACAAAUUCUUUCCGUUGAUGCUAUUACUGAUCAAUUAAAAUGUUUGAACUUAAAUAGAGAGAACAGCAAAUUUGCAUAUCAGGGGUAUAAUGUUGUCUAUAAUACACAAAAGCAAGAGAACAAUGCUUUGGUUCUUUAUAGAAGAGAUGGCACUGUUGUACCAUUUGAGGGGGCUUUUGAUCCUAUCAAGAAACGUCGGCCACGACCUAAAGUUGACCUUGAUGAAGAGACGGAUAAAGUAUGGAAGCUGCUGAUGGAUAACAUAAACAGUGAAGGCGUUGAUGGAACGGAUGAACAGAAAGCAAAAUGGUGGGAAGAAGAGCGUAGAGUGUUCCAAGGUCGCGCAGACUCUUUUAUCGCACGAAUGCAUCUUGUGCAAGGAGAUAGACGCUUCUCUCCAUGGAAAGGAUCAGUUGUGGACUCAGUGGUUGGAGUUUUCCUGACUCAAAAUGUGUCAGAUCAUCUGUCUAGCUCUGCAUUCAUGUCGCUCGCAGCACGUUUUCCCCUGAAGUCAGUGAGCAACCAAAAUGCAUCUGAUGAAAAAGUUGCAGGCUUAGCAGUAGAUGAACCAGAAGUGUGCAUUAGUGAGAUUUCAAACCAGCCACUCUGUGAUUCUAGUUCCGUAACAUUCCAUGACACUGAGCAUAGUGAAGAAAAAGUUGUCAACAGCAAUGAGAACACAGAAACCACUAGUGAGGGAGUUAUCUCUACAAAUGAACCCGACUGCAAGCUUUCACAUUCAUUGGCCAACAGGUCCACCACCAUAAACCCAAGAACAGCAUCAGAAUGUUGCAUAGAGGAAGACUUGAGAACAGGAUAUGAUAUAGUUUCAUCUCAAAAUUCUGUGGAUUCUUCAACUUCUCACACUGUGGAAAAAACAGGAUCAUGUGAGAGCAACUCAGAGACAGAGGAGACGCCUAAUACAUGUCAAAACGGCAGUUUGGACCAUUCCACUUCGUUUUUACAGAAGGCCGAAGUCUACAGUCUCAAAACCAGCCAUAUGUCUUCUCAUGACAAUUUGAAUUGUGAACUUUAUGAACCCAUAUGCAUGCAGCAUGAUGACCAAAGAAGAUAUAUAGACAGGGGAGGAGCAUCCCAGGACCCUUCCAAUAAUUUUUGUUUGCAUAUUACCUCCAACCCAGAAGUAGUGCAAGUUGAGUGCUCUGAGUUGUUCGAAGAGGUAAUCCAAUCUUCUAAUAUUUCCAAGAACAAAUAUGAAGACAGUCUGGGGGAACAGAGUGUGCUAACAGCAGAAUCUGCGAGUCAAGAUACAAUAAGUAAUAAGCUUACUGUGAAUGAUCAAGAUGCACAGAGAUGUUUCAAUGAAUCAUGCAAUUGCAUUGAGGGAAAAAAUAACUUGGUUCAGUCUCAAUUCAGGGUGGGUGGGAACCCGAAUAAGGUUGAUGUACCUGCUGAGGAGCAUAAAAAUAAGAUUCAGCAAAAUUGCAACAUUUCUCGUGAGACCACAGAUAUUAUGCAUAAGGGACCAGAGUCAGAUUUAAGCUUCAACGAGGUCAGUAAGGUGGAUGCUGCUACCUCAAAGACAAAGAACAGAAGACCUGGAAAAGAGAAAAAGCAGCAGGACUGGGACAAAUUAAGAGAACGAGCAGAACCAAAUGGAAGAAAAAGGGAGAAAACAGCAAAUACAAUGGAUUCAGUGGACUGGGAAGCUGUAAGAACUGCAAAUGUAAAUGACAUUGCCCAAACUAUCAAAGAGAGGGGGAUGAAUAAUAUGCUCGCGGAAAGAAUCAAGGAAUUCCUUAACCGACUGGUUAGAGAACACGGGAGCGUUGAUCUUGAAUGGUUGAGAGAUGUUCCACCUGACCAAGCAAAAGAGUAUCUGCUAAGCUUCCGAGGACUGGGUCUAAAAAGCGUGGAGUGUGUGAGGCUUUUGACACUUCAUCAUCUUGCUUUUCCGGUCGAUACAAAUGUUGGACGUAUUGCUGUACGGCUGGGAUGGGUACCCCUUCAGCCCUUGCCCGAGUCACUGCAGUUGCAUCUUCUAGAACUGUACCCAGUGCUGGAAUCCAUACAAAAGUACUUGUGGCCAAGACUUUGCAAGCUUGACCAAAGAACCUUGUAUGAGCUGCACUACCAGAUGAUAACAUUUGGAAAGGUCUUCUGCACAAAAAGCAAACCGAAUUGCAAUGCAUGUCCAAUGAGAGGAGAAUGUAGGCAUUUUGCAAGUGCAUUUGCAAGUGCAAGACUUGCCUUGCCAGGGCCCGAGGAGAAAAGUUUAGUGAGCGCAACUGAAGACAGAAAUACCUAUCAAAACCCUGGUGAGAUCAACAAUGGAAUGCCUUUGCCUCUCCCUCUCCCUCAUCCUCACCGAACAGAACAGUUGGAAGCAAACCAGCAACUUGCAGCAAGCCAACAAUCAGAACCAAAGUCUACCCUAGGUUAUUGUGAACCAAUUAUUGAAGAACCAGCUACGCCAGAGCCAGAGUGCACACAGAUAGUAGAGGACAUUGAGGACUUCUAUGAGGACCCAGAUGAAAUUCCUACAAUUAAACUUAACAUGGAACAGUUCACUCAGAACUUGCAAAAUUAUAUGCAACAAAACAUGGAACUUCAACAAGGAGAAAUGUCAAAGGCUUUAGUUGCUCUAACACCAGAUGCUGCAUCUCUUCCUACACCAAAGCUUAAGAAUGUGAGCCGACUACGAACUGAGCACCAAGUCUAUGAACUUCCUGAUUCACACCCUCUUCUAGAUCGGUUGGGGUUGGAUAAGCGAGAACCUGAUGAUCCAUGCAAUUACCUUUUGGCCAUUUGGACACCAGGUGAAACAGCAAACUCCAUUCAACCACCAGAGAAUAGGUGUAGUUCUCAAGAAUUUGGCAAAUUGUGUGAUGAUAAGGAAUGUUUCCAAUGCAAUAGUGCACGGGAAGCAUAUUCACAAACAGUUCGAGGGACUCUCUUGAUACCAUGCCGAACAGCAAUGAGAGGGAGCUUCCCACUUAACGGCACCUACUUUCAAGUUAAUGAGGUGUUUGCUGAUCAUGAUUCAAGCCUUGAGCCUCUUGAUGUUCCAAGAGGCUGGUUGUGGAAUCUGAAUAGGAGGACUGUGUACUUUGGAACCUCAAUACCAACAAUAUUCAAAGGGUUAACAACACCAGAAAUUCAACAUUGCUUUUGGAGAGGAUUUGUGUGCGUGAGGGGGUUUGAUCAGAAAUCAAGGGGUCCGCGUCCUUUAAUGGCCCGGUUGCACUUCCCAGCCAGCAGGUUGGCCAAACCAAAAGACAAGAAAGAGGAGUAGCCAUCCAAAAAUUUUCAAAGAAGCGUGUCUAAAGAGCACCACAGAAUCAAGAUCGAGUGGCAGCUGAUUCAGCUAUUGUAAAUCGGCUCGUUGAGAAUAGAAAAAAAAAAAGGGUAGUUUAGUUUAAGUUGUAUCCUCACAUGACUAAGAGGGAUUUAGCCAAUUUGUAAAACAGCCAGCAUAAUCAAUAGAUGCCAUGCAGUUUUAACAUAA
Rosa chinensis is the source of this 5739-nucleotide messenger RNA. RefSeq names its product DNA glycosylase/AP lyase ROS1. Gene Ontology annotation, biological process: base-excision repair. The coding region runs from base 373 to 5526 and encodes 1717 amino acids. The transcript has 22 exons. Gene Ontology annotation, molecular function: DNA N-glycosylase activity; 4 iron, 4 sulfur cluster binding; DNA demethylase activity. Lineage: Eukaryota; Viridiplantae; Streptophyta; Magnoliopsida; Rosales; Rosaceae. The record is from RefSeq and is a predicted model, not a curated record.